Nerophis lumbriciformis (worm pipefish) is the source of this 2678-nucleotide messenger RNA. RefSeq names its product muskelin 1, intracellular mediator containing kelch motifs (gene mkln1). NCBI's taxonomy places the organism in Eukaryota, Metazoa, Chordata, Actinopteri, Syngnathiformes, Syngnathidae. The record is from RefSeq and is a predicted model, not a curated record. Gene Ontology annotation, molecular function: protein binding. Gene Ontology annotation, cellular component: cytoplasm.
GGACUAACUUGACGCCCCUGCUUGUUUGUUUCCUGCAACAAGAUGGCUGCCGUUCCAGAGAGCAGAGUUCUUACUUUCAGCCUUUUUAAAUGGAGCUCUUACUCCUCCACAUAUUUACCCGAGAACAUUUUGGUGGACAAACCGAAUGAUCAGUCCUCCAGGUGGUCUUCUGAGAGCAACUACCCUCCACAGUUUUUAGUCUUGAAACUGGAAAGGCCGGCGAUUGUUCAGAGCAUCACCUUUGGGAAAUAUGAGAAAACGCACGUCUGCAACCUGAAGAAAUUCAAAGUGUUUGGUGGGAUGAGUGAAGAAAACAUGACGGAGCUUUUGUCCAGUGGCCUUAAAAACGACUACAACAAGGAAACUUUCACCUUAAAGCACAAGAUUGACGAGCAAAUGUUUCCCUGCAGAUUUGUCAAAAUAGUGCCUCUGAUGUCAUGGGGGCCCAGUUUCAACUUCAGCAUUUGGUACAUUGAGCUACAUGGCAUUGAGGAUCCAGACGUGGUGCAGCCCUGCCUUAACUGGUACAGCAAGUACAGAGAACAGGAAGCCAUCCGCCUCUGCCUCAAACACUUCCGUCAGCAUAACUACACCGAGGCCUUUGAGUCGCUGCAGAAGAAGACCCGGAUCGCACUGGAACACCCGAUGCUGACCCACCUGCACGAGCGACUGGUGCUGCAAGGAGACUUUGACGCUUGCGAAGACCUCAUAGACAAAGCCGUAAGAGACGGUUUGUUUAACCAGUACAUCAGCCAGCAGGAGUACAAGCCCAGGUGGAGUCAGAUCAUCCCCAAAUGCAACAAAGGUACAAGCGCCCAAGAAAGCAACAGGGACGACGUGAACAGUGAUGCUGACGACAACAGGCCAGGGAUGAGGGGAGGACAUCAGAUGGUUAUUGACGUCCAGACUGAGACGGUCUACCUCUUUGGGGGCUGGGACGGCACACAGGACCUGGCUGACUUCUGGGCUUACAGUGUGCAGGAAAACCAGUGGGUGUGCAUCUCCAGGGACACUGAGAAAGAGAGCGGUCCCAGCGCCCGCUCCUGCCACAAGAUGUGUAUCGACUCCCAGCGACGUCAGAUCUACACACUAGGCCGCUACCUGGACUCCAGCGUGAGGAACAGCAAGUCCCUGAAGAGUGACUUUUACCGCUACGACAUCCACGUCAACACCUGGACACUCCUGAGCGAGGACACGUCGGCGGACGGAGGGCCCAAGCUCGUGUUCGACCACCAGAUGUGUAUGGACUCUGAAAAGCACAUGAUCUACACCUUCGGCGGGCGCAUACUGACGUGCAACGGAAGCGUGGAGGACAGCCGCACGUCCGAGCCCCAGUUCAGCGGCCUCUACGCCUACCACUGCCAAGCCGGCACCUGGAGCCUCCUGCGGGAAGACUCCUGCAACGCCGGCCCAGAGGACAUCCAGUCCCGUAUUGGACACUGCAUGCUCUUCCACACUAGAAACCGCUGUCUUUAUGUGUUUGGCGGUCAGAGGUCAAAGACCUACCUCAAUGAUUUCUUCAGCUACGACGUGGACGGGGACCAUGUGGAGAUCAUAUCUGAUGGCACUAAGAAGGACUCGGGCAUGGUGCCAAUGACCGGCUUCACCCAGAGAGCCACCAUCGACCCCGAGCUCAACGAGAUCCACGUCCUGUCAGGCCUCAGUAAGGACAAAGAUAAACGCGAGGAGAACGUCCGCAACUCCUUUUGGAUUUACGACAUCGCCCGUAACAACUGGUCUUGCGUGUACAAGAACGACCAAGUGGUGAAAGAAAACCCCAGCAAGGUCCUGCAGGAGGAGGAGCCGUGUCCACGCUUUGCACACCAGCUGGUCUACGACGAGAUGCACAAGGUGCAUUACUUGUUUGGUGGCAACCCAGGGAAAUCUUGUUCUCCAAAGAUGCGCCUGGAUGACUUCUGGUCGCUCAAAUUGUGCCGACCCUCCAAGGAGUACCUCCUCCGCCACUGCAGAUACCUCAUCAGGAAGUACAGGUUCCAAGAGAAAGCCCAAUCUGAGCCACUGAGCGCGCUCAAAUACUUGCAAGAUGACCUCUCGCUCACUGUGGACCACACAGACCCCCAGGAGACUAAAGAGUUUCAGCUCCUGCCCUCGGCUCUCUUCAAGUCCAGCAACGAUUUCAUCCCCCUUGGGUUCUCCGACAUGGACCAGACUUACGCCCAGCGCACGCAGCUCUUUGACACCCUGGUCAACUUCUUCCCUGACAGCAUGACGCCGCCCAAGGGCAACCUGGUGGACCUCAUCACCCUCUAGCCCCUCCCUCACAAGACAGACUCCUCCUCCACCUUACCGUAUACACACACACACACACACACACACACACACACACACACACACACACAGGGGGCACAGAGAGAGCGAAGGACAGCAGGUAUUUCUCUGGCCAACAACAACUGUUAGUGUUCAAGACCCCCACCCUCUCCUAGCAGUAGAUGACAUACAUCCAUGUAGAAAUGUGUCUUGUAGAUGGAAGCAGAAGCUGUGCUAGCUAGCAGGCUACUGUCUGUAGCUUCUACCAUGUGUCUUCUCCUCCUACUGUCUGUGGGUUCUACCAUGUGUGUUCUCCUCCUACUGUCUGUAGCUUCUACCAUGUGUCUUCUCCUCCUACUGUCUGUGGGUUCUACCAUGUGUGUUCUCCUCCUACUGUCUGUGGGUUCUAC